Molecule: messenger RNA, 2672 nt
Organism: Carassius gibelio (silver crucian carp)
Lineage: Eukaryota; Metazoa; Chordata; Actinopteri; Cypriniformes; Cyprinidae
Gene: mysm1
Product: Myb-like, SWIRM and MPN domains 1
Exons: 20
Coding region: 63-2534 (823 amino acids)
Biological process (GO): double-strand break repair
Cellular component (GO): BRISC complex; BRCA1-A complex
Molecular function (GO): metallopeptidase activity; polyubiquitin modification-dependent protein binding
Source: RefSeq, a predicted model, not a curated record
UGACGAGUACACUCCUCUCGCUCUCUCUGACGCUCGCUCACAGUCUCACAUCCGCCGCAAACAUGGCAGACGAGCUGGAUGUUGUUGAUAUCGAGGGAGAUGAAUGUGAUGAAAGAGUCGGCGACCUGAGCAGUGCUGAGAUUCUCCAGGAUCAGUACUUACAGUCUGCUUGGAAGACAAACAGCAGUAUAAUGCCGUGGACGCAGGACAGCUCCAUCAGCGAUGAGAACAGACAGGCCAUCGAGAGCAUGCUGCUGGAGGAACAGUAUUAUUUUGCCAGUAAGAAAGCACCAAAGGUGGCAUGGACCAAUGAGAAGACUAAAGUCAAAAAGACUUUGGUGAAGAGUUCUGGAGCUCAGACUCGUUGGGUUGAAGAGGAGAAGGAUCUCUUUGAGGAAGGGCUGGCUCAGUUUGGCCACAGGUGGACAAAGAUUGCCAAACUAAUCGGCACUAGGUCAGUUCUACAGGUGAAGAGCUAUGCUAGGCAGUACUUUAAAAAUAAGUCUAAAACGGACACAGCUGCUGAAGUGCCCUCCUCUAAUGUGACCUCAGACGCCACGUCUGUGUCCUCGAUCCAGCCUCACAUCUCAGCCCUGAACAAUGCUGUGCGCAUCGAGCAGCUUUCAGAUGAUGAAGAUGUGGACAUCACUGAUGACUUCAGUGACGAGGGGCUUCAGUCUGAAAACCAGCCAGAGCCCCCAGGCUCCCCAGAGCGCAACCACAGAGAAGAACCCAGUCCACUGCCACAUCCAUCAGACCUACUUUUAAACCCUCUGUCUGAAUCAGGAAGCACAGCUGAAGAUGGACCCAGCGAUCCAGACACUGGCAUCACUCAUACUGGCAUUGAUCCUGAACAAAAGGAGCAAAGUGGGACAUGUUUCUCUAAAUCAGACAGUCCAGGCAAACACAGUGUGUCUGAGGAGGAGAGCACUGAAAGCACAGAUAAGACUGAAUCAGGUGAAUGUCCUGAAGAGGAGGAGGAAGACCAGGAAGAGGAGGAGGAGCUCAGAGUUCCUGAACAGGAGCUUGUAUUGGACUUAAACACCAUCACAGAUGAGGAGAAGCAUGCCAUCCCAGAAUUCUUUGAAGGACGUUUAUCAAAAACUCCUGAGAGAUAUCUAAAAAUCCGCAAUUACAUCCUGGACCAGUGGGGGAGAAGUAGACCCAAAUACCUGAAUAAGACGUCGGUGCGUCCAGGCUUGAAGAAUUGUGGGGAUGUCAACUGCAUCGGUCGGAUACACACCUACCUGGAGCUCAUUGGAGCCAUUAACUUCAACUGCGAUCAGGCAAUCUAUAACCGUCCGCGGCUGGUUGAUCGCUCUCGGCUAAAGGAAAACAAAGACAGCCUGGACACGUAUCAUCUUGCCCAGAGACUGCAGUCUGUGCGCACAAGGAAGCGGCGCAUUCGGGACAUGUGGGGGAACUGGUGUGAUGCUAAAGAUCUAGAGGGUCAGACAUAUGAGCAUCUGAGCGCAGAGGAACUGGCCAUCAGGAGAGAGAAGAUGAAGAAGAAAGGACCAAGACCAUCUAAACUAGCCAAGCAGAGAGGCUCUUUUGAUCCAUUCCAGCUCAUUCCAUGCAAAGCUUUUGGAGAGGAAACCGAGGAGCCGUUCAGAGUGAUCGUUUGUGCUGAGGCUCUUAUCAUCAUGGACAUACAUGCUCAUGUGUCCAUGGGAGAGGUAAUUGGCCUUUUAGGAGGAACAUAUGAAGAGGACGAGAAGGUGUUAAAGAUCUGUGCAGCAGAACCAUGCAACAGCCUGAGCACAGGUCUGCAGUGUGAGAUGGACCCCGUCUCUCAGACUCAGGCCUCGGAGCUGCUCGGGGUCAAAGGUCACAGUGUGGUUGGUUGGUACCACUCUCAUCCGGCCUUCGACCCCAACCCCUCUCUCAGAGACAUUGACACUCAGGCCAAAUACCAGAGUUAUUUCUCUCGAGGAGGUGCUCCGUUCAUCGGGAUGAUUGUCAGCCCGUAUAACUCGAGUAACCCAUCUCCCCUGUCUCAGACCACCUGUCUGCUGAUACAGGAGGAGACCGGACCCUCUGGACCUCAGAGGUUUCCAUACCGGUUUAACAUCCAGUACUCAUCUGAGCAUCCUGAUUGGUCAGAAGUGAUGAGAAGAGCAGAAUGGGUAGUGUUCAAGUACAGGCUGUCUCAUGGGAGUGUACCAAUGGACAGGCUCUUCCGCAGAGAUUCUUCUCUGACUUGCCUGGAAAAGAUGCUUACAUCAAUUCAGAAGAUUUUGGAGCAGGUCUCAGACACUGACAUAGAGACUUUUCUGGUACAGAUCGAAACCUUGUUUAACACACACUUUCUCCCCAAGACUGGCUCUUCCUCCUCUCGUGUUCAGGAAACAGUUACGCAGCCUCCGUUACUGUCAUUCAUCUCCUCAGAGCCAAUCAACAGCAGCCAGGCCACCUAUGAGUCUGACAGCCCAGAUGAACUGUACACUACAAGACCUGUCAGCCACGUUAAAAGCUGUAAUGAAGACGAGGAUGUACCUGUUACACAGGCUAUCAGUACAGAAACUGUGUAAAUAAUAGCAAUAAAUCUAUUACCUCAAUGGAAAAACUUGACACACAGAAAUCUGCUACUCCAGAAAACAAAUGUAUCAUCAUAGCUGUAACAUAACCUCCAUGUAGAUUUUUAUAUUUAUAAAAAAACAUUCCUCGUU